UUUCAAAUUCACCACAAACCCAAAAACCUCCAUCCAUCCAACACUACUGUUUACACUCCCAUCAAAUAAUUAAGUCAGUUUUCAAUAAUAUUAUUAUGGAUAUCUAUUAUUCAGACCCACUUGCUGAAUCAUCGUCAUCAUCAAUAUCUGAUACUAAUAACAAUCAGUACUCCCCUAAUAAUAAUUUUUCUGAUGAGGAAGUUAUUAAUUUAGCUUCAAAUAACCCGAAGAAGCCAGCUGGCAGGAAGAAGUUUCGAGAAACUCGACAUCCAGUAUACAGGGGAGUCAGGAUGAGGAAUUCUGGGAAAUGGGUUUGUGAAGUUAGAGAACCAAAUAAGAAAUCAAGGAUUUGGCUUGGUACUUUCCCCACAGUAGAAAUGGCAGCUAGAGCUCAUGACGUGGCAGCUUUAGCAUUAAGAGGCCGUUCUGCUUGCUUGAAUUUCGCUGAUUCGGCUUGGAGGUUGCCUAUUCCGGCUUCCUCUAACUCCAAGGAUAUUCAAAAGGCAGCCGCUGAGGCUGCAGAAAUCUUCCGACCAGAGUCGGAAGAAGUUUCAGGAGAAUGUAGCACUACUCCUGAAACGCUAGAAAACACGUUUUUUAUGAAGGAGGAGAGUAGUUUGUUCAUGGAUGAGGAAGCGCUCUUUUACAUGCCAGGAUUAAUUGCGAAUAUGGCAGAAGGACUCAUGCUACCUCCUCCCCAAUGUUUAGAGAUCGGAGAUCAUUAUGUGGAAUUAGCUGAUGUGCACACUUAUAUGUCUUUAUGGAAUUAUUCUAUAUAAAUAAGGAUAUAUUUAGGAGAUUUUAUUAGUUUCCGUACAAAUGUAUACAUGUGUAGUAAUUAUUUGAAUGAAACAAGUGAACAAGUUCAUCUAAUUAGCAGCACCUAUAUCAUCUAUACUCAGAAUGUUCAAUAUAUUUUCUGUCUUUCUAGAUUUAGAAUUAAUAACCUAUAACUAAUAUAUUCU
Molecule: messenger RNA, 965 nt
Organism: Solanum stenotomum
Lineage: Eukaryota; Viridiplantae; Streptophyta; Magnoliopsida; Solanales; Solanaceae
Product: dehydration-responsive element-binding protein 1A-like
Exons: 1
Coding region: 96-779 (227 amino acids)
Biological process (GO): regulation of DNA-templated transcription
Molecular function (GO): DNA-binding transcription factor activity; DNA binding
Source: RefSeq, a predicted model, not a curated record